AUGACGCAAGCAAAGGAGGUGGUGACGGCAGCGUUGGAGGCGGGAUGGGGGACGGUGAUGGUGGACGGCGCGGCGGAAGAAGGGGAGAGCGGAGCGGGGAAGAAGGGGAAGCGCAAGGGCGGGAAGGACGGGGAGGAGAUUGUGGAGGGGGAGUGUGAGCUCAGUGGAAGAGACGCUCGCCACCCGUUGCCGCGCGGCAGAACUGGGCUGCGCGUGGUGACGCGGAGAGGCGGGGGGGGGGAGAGGUUGGCGGCGUGGGUGCGCGUGGCGAGCGCGGCGGAGCAGGAGGCGAUGUGCGCGCUGGCGGGGCGAGAGGACGUUGUGGGCAUGGACGCCGCGGACUGGAAGGUGCGCGCCGUGUGA
Molecule: messenger RNA, 363 nt
Organism: Closterium sp. Naga37s-1
Lineage: Eukaryota; Viridiplantae; Streptophyta; Zygnematophyceae; Desmidiales; Closteriaceae
Source: the annotation of a GenBank genome assembly